Messenger RNA from Cydia pomonella (codling moth), 990 nucleotides. RefSeq lists its product as uncharacterized. NCBI's taxonomy places the organism in Eukaryota, Metazoa, Arthropoda, Insecta, Lepidoptera, Tortricidae. The coding region runs from base 144 to 929 and encodes 261 amino acids. The record is from RefSeq and is a predicted model, not a curated record. The transcript has 2 exons.
GGUAUAUAAUUUUCAUUUAUUAUUAUAGCUUUUUUUAAACGUGACGUGUUGUUUAUGAUUUUAAUUUCAGUUUACUUGGAAAAAUUAAUUGGGUGGCAACGACGGCUGACUGUUGGUCAGCUCACAACAAAAGUUAUUUGGGCAUGACAGUUCACUGGUUAGAUCCUAUCACAAGAGCCAGAAUGCAUGCAGUAUUAACGUGCAUACGCCUAAAAGGUCAUCAUACAUACGACAUCCUGGCCCAAGCAAUGAUAGAUAUUCACUAUGAAUUUCACAUAGAUAAAAAAAUCACAAGGACUACUACGGAUAAUGGCAGUAACUUUGUAAAGGCAUUUGUGCAAUUCGGCUCGGAGAUCGACAUACUUCCAGAGUUGCCAUCGUGUGAUUUAGAGUCUGAGUCUGACCCUGAUAUUGCCAAUCUUUUAAAUCCAAACUCAGAAGAAAAUGAUGACUUAGAAUUUAUUUCAGUAGAAAACAUACUGAAUGCUCCUGAUCGUCUCCAGUGCAAUGAAAUCAAUGAACAGAUAUUAGAAAACUUUAAUACUUUGCCAGUUCACAUGAGAUGUGCUGCACAUACGUUCAAUUUGGUCGCUAGCAAAGAUGCAGAUGCUGCUCUACACAUAACUGUUUUCAAAACUCCCUACAGAAGUGCCUUAGCCAAGGCACGUACUCUCUGGAAUCAGCAAUCACGUAGCACGGUAGCAGCAGAUAUCAUUCACGCUGAAUUAAGCAGACGACUUGUCCUUCCAAAUUCGACGAGGUGGAACUCUCUUUAUGAUGCUAUUGUCGUUCUCAACGCUAUAUUGGAAACAAAAAGGCCUUCUCUUCACAGAGUUAUGACUCAACUAAAAAUUGUAACUUUCAAUGACCAAGAUGUGACUGUAAUGAAGGAGUACGCAAAGGUAAAUUUAUAUAUGUACAUAGUUUAAAAUAACGUUUUAGUAAAGUUAUUUUCUUUCCACAUCGUAUCAAUACUUAUAUUAAAUACUU